CUAUAUUUCAGGAUGGAGCUAAAAUGAGUGACUUAGAAGGACAAGGACGUGAGGUCAUCAGUCACAUGAUCAAACAUUUGGUGACGUCUGCGAAGGCCAGUCUUGGAAGAGAAAUUCUGGAGGAAACACUAACAGAGAAUGGACGUUAUAAAGAUGGCGGUGGUUCUGUACUUUCAAACCCAACAGAAACUGAUGACAUCGGAAAUGAGGUCCCCAUUUUCAAAGACAGAGCGAAAAUCCCCGCACUUGACGCCAGCGGUCAAGCCGUCCUAAGGACCAUGCUCCAGAACCUGGUACAGGGCGUCGCUCUUAGCUUGGAGCGAGGGAACAUGGAAACGAUGGUACAGACCACAGAUACAGUUUUACAUGGCGACGAUGGGAAUCAGGCCGUGCAUCCAACUCUACCGUGCAACCUGAUGCCCAAUGACUCCACUAGCCUGGCGCAAAUUGACGCCGCCAAUCCAAAUCCCAGAAACAUUAUAACUUCGAUCAACAGCGACGCCAUAAAACGAAGUAACCGUGACGCCAACAAUCCUUUUCAUAGUGACGCCGCAAACCCGUCUCCCAUCGACGCCACCAUACCGACGCCUAGUGACACCACCAAUAUGUUUCCAAUUAAUGUGUUUAACGACGACACCCUUGCCCAUGACAUUGAAGCCACCGGGCGAGCUUCUGAAAAUGCCAUGAAACUAAGCGACGUCACCAAACCAACAAACGAUGACGUAUUCAAAGACGGCGCCGUAAUUUACGACAUUGAUACAAACGGACGGACCGCUAUCAGGGCCAUGGUGGUAAACAUGAUCCACGAGGUAGCCAGAAAAUUGGAAGCCCAAAACAGGGCUGAUGGCAACACCGAACAUCAAAAAGUAACAGAGUUGCCUGCAUGUACUCCCGUCAUCAAAGAAUAUAUCAAAGAACGAAGUUCCCGCGAAAUUGCACUUGAUAUAAACAGUGUUAAGACAAAUGCCAAUGACGAAAUCUGUACCAGCCAUAUUAAAGAUGUCAAGGUCGAAAUAUGUGGUUCAAAGACCAGCCACGAGAGUUCUGUGUUCAAUUCGAAGGGGAGCGAGAUUUCUGUGUUCAAAGCCAGGGACAGUGAGAUUGUUGUGUUCAAUUCCAAGGAGAGCGAGAUUCCUGUGUUCAAAGCCAGGGACAGUGGGAUUGUUGUGUUCAAUGAUGACAAUAAAUCAGAGGUACAUGUGUUCAAGAACAAUAAGAAACAACAGAAAGGUUUCCGGCUGGGAAACUGGUUCUCAGGACUGUUUAGUUGCUGUGGCAGUCAGAAAACUGAUGAUUAA
Mya arenaria is the source of this 1298-nucleotide messenger RNA. RefSeq lists its product as uncharacterized. The record is from RefSeq and is a predicted model, not a curated record. The transcript has 4 exons. The coding region runs from base 24 to 1298 and encodes 424 amino acids. Lineage: Eukaryota; Metazoa; Mollusca; Bivalvia; Myida; Myidae.